AUGCCAUCCUAUUCUGCUGUGCCGGUAGCAAACAGUUUGUUGACUUUCUUAUCCGCCGCCUCUGUCGCCGCAGCCACAAUAACAAGUAUAAUUACUACGACUAGGAGUUCAUCACUAUCUUCAUCAUCAACAACUUCAGCCUUCUCUAACCUGGACCGGGACCAAGACCUGGACCUUGGCCGGGGGUAUAAGCUACUGCAAGCACGUAAUCAGACACCCCGGUUACUCAGCAAAAAUGUUCCAGUGUGUGCUCUGCCCUGCCUGGAGACCUUCAUAUCAUCAGAAAAAACUUGGGAAGGAUGCCCGAAACCUCUCGAUGCCAUCUGUCUUUGCAAAGCUAGAUCAACAACCGGAUUCACCGUUGCGGAAGCUGCCUUGCGUUGUGUUGCUGAGAACUGUCCCAAUUCUGAAGCAGAGCAGCACGCAGUCUACGCUCUAUGCUCUGGAGUUGAAGGUGCCUUACCAAAUACCCAUCCUGUCAUAGGGAUAUCCUCAACUCCUGCUCCUAAGCCAACUUCAAUGAAUCCUCAACCUCCAGCCAUGACCUCCCCGACAGCCAGGGAGUCUGCCCCAGCUCCUCCAGCUCCGACUCCCCCAGCUCCAGUUCCAGCUCCAGGUACGCCAGUAUCAGAUACAUUGCCCAGCAUGUCCAUGAUGGAACAAACAACCCAAAUUACAGCGUCGCCCAUGUCCUCAGUGACUCGAAGUGGUAUACCAGGUGUAGGUAUACCCACAGAUACAAUCGACUUCACCUACGUCUACUCCUCGACAGAAACUGGGGCAGCAUCAGCUACUAGCGAGCCAAGCGGCGGAGGUCGCUCGAACCAGCUGGUUGGUCUUUACGUCGGUGGUGGCAUCGCUUUUGCAUCCCUCAUUACCCUUGUGCUGUUCUUUUUCUUCCUGAACAGGCGUAGACGGAGGGCCAAGCAAGGACAGGAGAGCGAAAAGGGGGGACAGCAAGGACGAUAUCAAAACAUCGAGCAUGCUAUGGCUAAUUCAAGAACAACAACACGUGCGUUGAGUACAUCGAAGGCUUCUUCUAACAACAGAAGUAUAUCAUCUCGGAGCAGGACAUUGCUACCUAUUGAUAUGAUGCCGUGCUCAGUUGCAUACCUUCAGCGGUCCACUAGGGAUUUGGAGAACGAGUACGCAGAGUCCAGAGGACAUAGCAUGACCUCCCAACGAACACAAUCAGACCUCCUACCGGACAACCCUUACAAUGGCAGCUCAGUUGGGUCUCGCGGUACAGAUAGAGAACGAGUUAACAGUCCGUUUGGAGACGCCUGUAGCAGCCGUGGGCCUUCGCCAAAGAGCGUAUCUCAGUCGGUAGUUGAUCCGCUCCGCAGUGCAUCCUCGCUCAACUACAGCCCAGCACUGGUCCAGGCCAACCAGAGGUCCACACAAAGCCCGCACAGCUUCAACAGUGGGCUUGGAUACUCUACCAAUAGCCCGAGCCGCAACCAGGGCCUCUCCGCUGGUUCUGGGCUACUAUCUAUACCGUCGAAGGCUUAUGCUGCUUCGGGGCGCAGUUCGACUAGCUCAAGGGACCAAUUCCAACCUCCUAUGCCCGGCCACUUGGCUCCGCCAUACAAUCCCGAGCCAUUUUCAUCAAGAAGUAUACACUCAUACAAUAGCCAUAUACCCCGCCAACUCAGUCCCGUGCGAGAAGUACCCAGCACUGGGCCCCCCAGCUCAGCAGGCACGCCAGAUCUCACUCACUCAGGCUACUACCGUCCAGGACAACUAUCGUCCUAUGCGGAAAGCGAUGGUGCCAGCGAAAUGUCCAUCCGAACAUACUCCAAACUCGUCCCUCCACCCCUAUCAACUCACGAGACAAUACAUGAAAACUACCUCGCCGAAGCCCUACCUGACCACUCCCCGACUCUACCCAAAGCCAUGCUCGCCGGCUCUAUAUCGUCAUGCUGUUCCAGCCCACGAAGCAGCGGAGAACUUAGCCCGCGGGGCCUCCGCCAUCAAACUUCAACAGCAUCGAGCAAAAAGCCAAGCAGCCUUCUCGUCAAACGCCGCGGCGAGAGAGUGGCAGGCAAAAUGGGCAAUGAAAUCACUCUUCCUGCAAAAGUACAGCGACCAAUCGAGAUUGAGCAUGAUCAGAUCCAUGAUUCCAACAACAAUGAUGAUUCCGAUAAUGAUUCAAUAAACUCAUCCUCGCCGCUUUCUCGCUCGAAUAGCAGUGCAGUCCCUCGUUCGCGGGGCCUUCCCCGUCGCAUGCGCAGUGAUCCUUCGUCUACUUCGAAGGGGUAUAAUAAAGUGACGCCGUCAAAGCGUGGCGGCGAUAUGUACCUCAGCAUCGAAUAA
This is a messenger RNA of Nannizzia gypsea CBS 118893, 2316 nucleotides long. RefSeq lists its product as hypothetical. Bases 1 to 2316 code for a protein of 771 amino acids. The transcript has a single exon. NCBI's taxonomy places the organism in Eukaryota, Fungi, Ascomycota, Eurotiomycetes, Onygenales, Arthrodermataceae. The record is from RefSeq and is a predicted model, not a curated record.